UCGGGGCUGAGAGGAGGAUCCGGGGCGCUGAGGGGGCGCCUGGGCCGCCCCUGGCGCGCCCCCCUCCUCCCCGCCGACACCCCGCUCCGCUCCGCGGCGAAUGGCUUUCAUGAUGAUGAAGAAGAAGAAGUUCAAGUUUAAGGUGGACUUCGAGCUGGAGGAGCUCUCCUCCGUGCCCUUCGUCAACGGGAUCCUCUUCUGCAAGAUGCGGCUGCUGGACGGGGGCAGCUUCAGCGCCGAGUCUUCCAGGGAGGUGGUCCAAGCAAACUGUGUUCACUGGAGAAAGAAGUUCUCAUUUAUGUGCAAAAUGAGCGCAAGUGCUACUACGGGUGUUCUGGAUCCUUGCAUCUACAGGGUCUCUGUGAGGAAGGAAUUAAAAGGCGGAAAGGCUUAUGCAAAGUUGGGCUUUGCAGAUCUAAACCUAGCAGAGUUUGCUGGAUCAGGAAAUACCACUCGUCGCUGUUUACUAGAAGGUUAUGAUACCAAAAAUACAAGACAGGAUAAUUCUAUUCUUAAAGUCUUGAUCAGCAUGCAGCUCAUGUCUGGUGAUCCGUGUUUUAAAACGCCUCCCUCCACAUCAAUGUAUAUACCAAUUGCCGGUGAAUCUGAAUCACUACAUGAGGAUCGAAAGGGUGGAGAGACUCUCAAAAUCCACCUUGGGUUGUCAGAUCUGUCAGCAAAGAGUGCCUCGGUUCCAGAUGAACUUGGUGCCUGUGGACAUUCCAGAACAUCAAGCUAUGCAAGCCAGCAAUCAAAAGUGUCAGGUAGUUAUAGUACAUGUCACUCCAGGUCAUCCAGUUUCUCUGACCUCUGCCACAAGAGAAACGCUUCAGUGGGAAGUACAUCAACAGGUAUUGAGAGUAUCCUAGAGCCGUGUGAUGACGCUGAACAGAAAGCAGUUGAUCUUAAUCUUGAUACAGCCAUUAAACAAGAUGGUGACGAAUCAUCAGAAAAACUAAAUAGGCACCCUGUGAAACAAGAUUCUGUGGAAUCUCAAUUAAAACGCGUUGAUGCUACCAGAGUGGAUGCAGAUGAUAUUGUUGAAAAGAUACUGCAAAGUCAAGACUUCAGCCUAGACUCCAGUGCAGAAGAAGAAGGACUGAGGCUAUUUGUGGGUCCUGGGGGGAGUACAUCUUUUGGCAGUCAUCACCUUCCAAAUAGAGUGGGAUCUGGCGCGUAUGAACAAGUCGUUAUAAAACGCUAACGCAGCAUUUUCCUGUGGAUCUCAGAUGCUGAUAAGGUCCCUUUUCUCAAACUCUUGUGAGAAAGUGCACAGGAGAAGAUCAAAUGGUUUCUUCUGUGAAAAAAGAAAAUGAACAUUGGUUUGUCUUGUUCAUCUCAAAGUGCCUCUUGUUCCAUGACAGGACACUUCAGCAUGGUAGUACAAGUCAUCAUUACACAGUGAGGGCCAUAUGUGGGCAUAAGUUGCAAAUGUACGUAUUAGUGAAAUAUUUGCUUUCUACUUAGAAAAGUUUUAUCCUGUCUUGGAAAGGAAAAGAGAUGCUAUUAAUAUAUAUAUUAAAAUAUAAGUGUCAUUUCUGUAUUCACAAUCAGUGAUAAUUAAUAUGUUUGGAAUUUGGCUUUAAGGAGAAAGUCCUUUUUUUUAACUGUUGGAAUCCAAAUUUAUAAAUUCUUCUUAUAUUAAUAGUUUUUUUCAAGGAGUUCUUCCUAUAUACUACCUAAAAUAUCGCUACCAAAUUGACAUCCCUUUUCCAGGCAUUACUUAAUUUAAAAUAUGGAUUUAUGCUCUUAGGGAAAAUGCUUCUCUCUGAUCUAAAUAUACAAAGCAUUUAUUGGUUCUAAAUUUGUCAAACAUGAAUUCACCUGCAGUGCCCAAAAACAGGUACAUAAAAGUUAAGAUUGAGUGAGUGGGAUUAGCCUCAUCAAAGAGAAUUCUCAUACACAGUAUUGCUCCUAUUUGCUAAUAGAUAUGGAAAAACUAUGGGCACUGUCACUCUGGAAAUGUUUCCAAGUAAGCUUUUAAGUUUAACGUCCAAUAUAUUAGGUCACCAGAAGUCACCUUGUCCCAGCUAGGAGUUCAUUUAACUCACAGAAUGAUGGAAUGUAUUGUUUUUAGGUGCAAAAUCUCAGAGGACUAAAAGUAAAAUUGUCAUCUCAGUGGAACCAGGGUGGCCUUUGGCACAAAAGCUCAAAUCUGUGUGAGCCUGGAGAAUGAAUCCAAUACGACAUGGGAUAGAGCAGAGCAGACAAAUUGCUGCUUGGCAUUGAUGAUGUGGAUUUGUUUCUUCUGUCUGCCCUCUGUGGUCAGGUACUAAGUUUUUCCCUUAACCAUGCCCAAAGGUGCCUUGAGAAAAGGAGGAUAAGCAAAAACAACAUCAGAAAAUACAGAGCCUGGGUAGCCUACUUCCACUUAUCUAUGGAAUGAGUCAUUUCUAAUUGGCAGGGGGCGGGGAAGGGGGGAACCGUCGACACUGCAGUAUACCUGUGAAAGAACUUCACCUUUUCCAUUCUGGAUCAUUUAAUCACUGUAACAAAAUAUUAAUUCCUGAUGAAUAAUUCCUAGCCCCUUAACUCUCAGACCUGACACGCUGUGUCCAAGUAAGGCAUUGAAUCAAAAUGUCUGCAAAUAGAAUUUUUUGGCAAAAAUAUUUUCAUUUAGACUAAAUUAAGGAACAAUUAUAGAAUUUAUUUAAAUGAGAACUAUUUUUAAUAUUCAAGUUUUAUUUUUAACCUAGUAUUUAGAGGUUUGAAGCAGUUAUCACAGCAAAUGUUGGGCUUAACUGUUUUUUUUUUCUGGUAUUCCAUUGUUCAUACGUGCAUUCGACAGUUGCUUCAUGAUACUUUGGCCCAAUGCUAUUUUUAAGUAUAGGGCCUGGGCUGCGUUUUGUAGGUUUUUUUGUUUUGUUUUGGAAGGGGGGCAGGUGGAACUAGGUUUGUAAUUUCAUUAGUUUAGGAAACUCUUGGAAUAAAUAUUCUCCCUACCAAUGUAGAUUAAAAAUAAAGAGAAAGUAAUAUUUGUUGAAGAAUACUUAGAAUGACUAGGGUUUGAGUUUCCUGAAACAUUAUUUAGAAAUUCUUUUGGAGAAGCAAUCAUUGAGAAUUAAUGAGAAAAACUUAUUUUAAAAAGUUAUUUGCAAACACAGAAUAUAGACUAUCCCGUAUAUUAUAGAAAUCAUUGUAAAAAAGAAAAUAAAAGAUAAUUUUAAUAGAGAACCAAAAGUAUCAUUUAAAAAGAGCAAUUUCUUAAUGGCAUAACAUUGAAAAACAUAUUUUUCUAUUGCCCAAAUACUGUUUCUAGGUUAUAUUUUUAUUGGAGUUAUAUCCGUUGGCUUGGUUGUAUGAAGAUGAGAGCCAGAAUGUAUUUCCAGAGUGCAAUACUAGUUUAAAAUAAUAAUAAAGUGUGGAAAGAAAUGGGAAAACUAAAAAUCGUAUCUUUAUUUUUAAAAUCCAACAGCUAGCAGUAAAUCUUGAUCUUGGAAUUGUCCAAUAUAAAGUUGGAAAAUGUUUUAAUGAAAAUAGACGUUAAUUUGGAGAGGAAAAAAGCACUUGUAAGUAAGUGCCUUUAGGAUCUGAAUUCAAUGAGAGCCUGUAACAUCAUUUUAUUUCUCUUUCAUGUUCCAUUAGUAUUGCAUUCAUGGAAAAAAAAAUUUUCUAGUCUUGCUGCAAGUUUUGUAUUAUUUAAUGUCUGAUUAAACAUCUGCAUUCCUUU
Messenger RNA from Phascolarctos cinereus (koala), 3670 nucleotides. The record is from RefSeq and is a predicted model, not a curated record. Lineage: Eukaryota; Metazoa; Chordata; Mammalia; Diprotodontia; Phascolarctidae.